AUGUCCUUUGACUGCUACGUUGCCAUCUGCCAGCGUUUGCAUUACGCUGCCAUCAUGAAGCCUCAGCUCUGCAUCCACUUGGCUGUUGCUGUUUGGGUCACAGGCAUCACACUCUCGAGUUUCCCCGGUCCUAUCCCCCAUUUUUUUUGUGACACCUCGCCCUUAUUCAAAUUGUCCUGCUCUGACACCAGCCUGUUUUGGAAAACAGACUCUGUUAUCUUAUCCUGUGUCAUACUGAGUUCCUUAUGUUGAACUCUGGCAUCUUACUUGGGCAUCCUUUUCUGUAUUCUACACCUGCCAUCAGCCUCUGGGAGGAAAAAAGCUUUUACUACAUGUUCUUCCCAUCUCACCACCUUGGCCAUUGUGUAUGGGAGCUGCAUUGCUCUCUAUGUGCAUCAUUCCAAAGAUGUUUCCAUGGAGGCAAACACAGUUGUAGCUUUACUGAACACUGUCCUGUACCCAUUCUUAAAUCCCUUCAUCUACAGUCUUAGAAACAAGACUGUGCUACGGGCCCUGAAGGAAGCCAUUGCCCGUGCAACAGCACAGCUUUUCCCCUGA
This is a messenger RNA of Tauraco erythrolophus (red-crested turaco), 558 nucleotides long. RefSeq names its product olfactory receptor 6E1-like. The record is from RefSeq and is a predicted model, not a curated record. Gene Ontology annotation, cellular component: membrane. Gene Ontology annotation, molecular function: G protein-coupled receptor activity; olfactory receptor activity. Gene Ontology annotation, biological process: G protein-coupled receptor signaling pathway. Lineage: Eukaryota; Metazoa; Chordata; Aves; Musophagiformes; Musophagidae.